CAUUUGUGGUUUUUUAAUUGGAGGUUUUGCCAGUGUGUUGUCUCGCUGACAAUUUCAGUCUGGAAUUUAUACUAUAUAGUUAUAUAUUUUCAAUUUAUUAAAUUACUUGUGGAAAUUGAAAGGAAAUCAACAACAACAAAAAAAAAACACAGUGUUUUCAAAUAUGUCAGCCCAUAAGCAACGUUACAAGAAUGUCGGUCUUGAUUCCAGCGAAAUGCGACGUCGUCGCGAAGAAGAGGGAAUUCAAUUGCGUAAGCAAAAACGAGAGCAACAGCUCAUCAAACGGAGAAAUGUGGACAGUUUUCAAACAAUGGACAAUGAAUUAGAGAACACAAUUACGGUACAUGACAUCGCUGUUGAAAAUGCAAACCUAUCGAUAAUCAGCCGUGAAAUGAUUUCGGAUUUAUACAGUACGUCAGAAGAGGAUCAACUGAGGGCAAUACAAAAAUUUCGCAAGCUAUUAUCACGAGAUCCGAAUCCACCGAUCGAUGACGUCAUUCAAGCUGGUAUCGUUCCGCGGUUCGUUGAAUUUCUGAAAAACAACAAUAACACAACAUUGCAGUUUGAAGCUGCGUGGGCACUAACCAAUAUUGCAUCGGGUACAUCACAACAAACGAGGAUGGUAAUUGAGGCGGGCGCCGUUCCGGUGUUCAUUGAGCUGUUAUCCAGUCCCGUUGAUGAUGUACAGGAGCAAGCUGUCUGGGCGCUCGGAAACAUUGCCGGAGAUUCAUCUGAAUGUCGAGAUUUCGUGCUUGAUUUCGGUGUGAUGCAGCCGCUAUUAAACGUUUUAAGUACCGUUAACCGUAUUCCAAUGAUUCGAAAUGCAGUUUGGACGCUAUCAAAUUUGUGCCGUGGCAAAGAUCCGCCCGCUGAUUUUUCAAAAGUUGUACGCGGUUUACCAGUACUUGCCCGAUUACUCUUUCACACAGACAUUGAUGUACUGAGUGAUACUUGUUGGGCAAUCAGCUACUUGUCAGACGGACCAAACGACAAAAUUCAAGCAGUCAUUGAUGCUGGCGUAUGUCGUCGACUUGUUGAACUGUUGCUACAUGAUUCACAUAGCAUAGUUAAAGCGGCGCUCCGUGCAGUCGGAAAUAUUGUAACCGGUGAUGAUGUUCAGACUCAGGUAAUCUUGAACAGUGGUGCAUUGCCGCACAUUUUACAUUUAUUAUCAUCGGAAAAGGAGUCAAUUCGAAAAGAAGCAUCAUGGACAAUAUCAAAUAUUACCGCUGGCAAUCGUCAACAAAUUCAAGCUGUCAUCGAUGCACAAAUAUUCCCAGUGUUGAUUCAUAUACUGAAAAAUGAUGAAUUUAAAACGCGAAAAGAGGCCGCAUGGUCAAUUACCAAUGCCACCAGUAGCGGUACAGCCGAACAAAUUAAAUAUUUGGUUGAUGCUGGUUGUAUUCCACCGAUGUGCGAACUGUUAACCGUUGUUGAUUCGCAAAUUAUUCAAGUGGCAUUGAAUGGAUUAGAAAAUAUUCUAAAGGCGGGUGAUUUGGAUAAAACGAAACCAAAUCCGUAUGCCGUUUUGAUCGAAGAAUGUUAUGGACUGGAAAAAAUCGAAUUUCUGCAGUCACAUAAUAUUCGCGAUAUUUACCAGAAAGCAUUUUGCAUAAUUGAACAGUACUUUAGCAGUGAAGAAGAGGAAGAUGUACGAGUUGCACCAGCGGCUAAUAACAAUCAAUACCAAUUCAAUACCAAUGCUGAUCAAUCAGUUCCAAUGGGUGGAUUCCAAUUCUAAAAUGAAUUUAACAUCACAAAUAUGGGUAACAUUUGACAUACAGACAAAACAAACAACAAUAAUCGAACGAAUACCCAAAAAAAAACAACAAACGAUUUAACAAAAUGCAUAAAAAAUGCACGAA
Contarinia nasturtii (swede midge) is the source of this 1865-nucleotide messenger RNA. It is a transcript of the gene Kap-alpha1, whose product is annotated as importin subunit alpha-7. Lineage: Eukaryota; Metazoa; Arthropoda; Insecta; Diptera; Cecidomyiidae. The record is from RefSeq and is a predicted model, not a curated record. The transcript has 8 exons. Gene Ontology annotation, molecular function: protein binding; nuclear import signal receptor activity. Gene Ontology annotation, biological process: NLS-bearing protein import into nucleus. Gene Ontology annotation, cellular component: nucleus; cytoplasm; nucleoplasm. Bases 164 to 1741 code for a protein of 525 amino acids.